GUUACUCAGUGGGUCUUUUUUAGAAGUCUCUGCUGUGCUGAACACUUCAAGCAGUCUGAAACGCACUGUUUCUCUGUCAGCCUUUGCACUUUCCCAUUUAAAUUGAAUAUGUUAGGCAUCUUCAAAUGCAUCUGGUGGAGAGGGGCAAAUGCAUGCUUUACUGAGCCUCUCAAAACAAAUUUACCAGAUGUCGUAUUGCAGGUCACCCACCCUGCCAAGACCAGCCUGGAUUACUACAGGAAUGACAGCGCAGUGCUGUUCCUGUGUGGAAACCCAAUGAACAACACAGACUUUAUGUGCGACAAGAGGCAGGUCAGGCAGUUCUCUCAAGCCUUCCUGCCGGUGUUUUUCUGGCUUAUCUUCACUGUGGGCACAGUAGGAAAUGCUUUGGUUGUGCUUGUCUAUUGCAAAUACCACUUCAGGAGAAGUAUGAUGGAUCGGUACCUGCUGCACCUGGCCAUCGCAGACCUGCUGCUCCUUUUCACUCUCCCGUUCUGGGCCAAGGCUGCUUCUGAUGGCUGGAUCUUCAAGGACUUCAUGUGUAAAGUCGUCAACAGUCUGUAUAAGAUCAACUUCUAUGGCUGCAGCUUGCUUCUGACCUGCAUCAGCUUUGACAGGUACAUCACUAUUGUCCAGGCAACGAAAGCUAAAACUUCUAAGCGAAGGUGGCUCCUGCGCAGCAACCUCAUGUGCUUGGCCGUCUGGCUGACAGCGCUGGGCAUGUGCAUCCCAGAAAUCAUAUACAGCCAAACCACGCAGGUGGGUGACAUAAUAGUUUGCAAAAUCACGUACCCACCAAAUGUCAGCAGGAUCUUCAGAGUUACCAUGCUGGUCUUGAAAGUCACAAUCGGAUUCUUCUUCCCGCUCCUUGUCAUGGUUAUUUGUUAUGCUCUUAUCAUCAAGACCCUCCUACAAGCCAAAAGAUCCCAAAAACAGAAGUCGGUGAAGAUCAUUGCCAUGAUCAUCACAGCUUUCCUCCUCUCUCAGUUCCCGUACAAUAUUGUUUUGCUGGUCAAAGCCAUCAACACCUACACCGGGGCAGUGUACAGUUGUCAGGCUGCCAAUCGGCUGGACAUCGGGCUGCAGGUCAGCCAGACCAUCGCCUUCCUCCACAGCUGCCUCAACCCCUUCCUCUAUGUUUUUGCUGGUGAGCGCUUCAGGAUAGCACUGGGCAGGAUGGUGCAAAGCAGUGGCUGCUGCCGAAGCAGGGUCCAAAAUCAGUUCUCCCCUGCCUGUGACAGCCAGGAGCACAGCUCAAACUGGUCCUUUACCAUGCUGGGGAGGCAGCGGGUGAGGAACUCCCUGAUCCUUAGCGCUCACUUGACCUCCUCUGUUAUGUCCCCUCCUUGCAAAGUCCUCUUGUAAGUUAGUCCUCACUCUCUCCUCUCCAGAGGAACAUGAGACUCUUUGGAAAGCACCUGUGUACCCCAAAGACUGUCCCAGAGGAGCAGGAAGGGUUGGCGGCCCUGUCCUUGAUGUGUGGGACCCAACUGAGGUUUGCUUGCUGAAAAGAUAGGAAACCUUUGGCAGAGAGCAGCAAAGUGGAACCAUACUUGCUAUAAGCAGAACUGACAGAGGACAAAAGCUGUCUUUGUGACAGCUGUAAAUAGCAGCUCCGACCACAGCCUGAAAUAACAAGUCUUACAGGGAGGUGAUAAACCCGGUUACAGCAGCAACAGAGGCAGAUAAAGCAGGAUGAACCACUCCUCCUCCUCCUAGGAAGCAGCAGGAGGGAGUUCAGCCUUCAUUUGCUGUGAUGCCAGGUCUCCCAUGCAGGUGGCCAGACUCCAGUGCCCUGCCAGACUCCUGCACCAGAUCCCCUCCCCUGUAAAGGAGAAUGGCCUUUAGCUCCAACACUGGUUUGUUGAAGAGGGCAAAUGCUGCUCUCUGUGCAGGGGCAAAUGCAACUCUGUUUGGCUGCUCAUGUGGUUCUUAUUGCAAAGAAAACCCAUUCGUCUGUGUUCAUAAACUGGUCAUUGCAGAAUCUGACCUGCCUUUCUCCUAUAGUUUAGCUGUGUGGUGUCAGGUGAAAUUUGGUACAAUUAAUGCUAUAGCUCCUACUUUGGUACUGGAAACAAAUCACACCUCACAGUAAAAAUUCAAGGGUAUCAGAGACACUGCACUGUCUGUCCCAGGGAUAUUUUCUGAAUGGUGCAAAACUGUAGUAAACCAGAACACAAAAAACAAACCCAUGGUUCAGCUGACUGCCAGUUAUGUGCUGGUGUCUUUGCUAACAGUGACAAAAUAUAUUUAGCCUGGUGCCAGUAAGACAGAUCAUUAUUAAGUGUCAAACUUAACGAUAUUUGGAAUGAGACUUCAGGUUGGCAGAGGCAGCAGUUCCCAAAAUGCUGUGCUGUAAUGCACCCCACAACUUCUAUAGGACUUUUGGAAUGCCGGUGUUGGUGCUGUAACAGUGCCUGAGGCCACAGGACAUCGUGUAUCCAUUGCGCCUCGCUCAUCCCCUCACAGGGACAUGGCAUUGCCUGUCCUGCCUGACUGCAAGCCUCCACUUCCCAGUCUUCAAUUGCAAGUCAUAGUGCUCAGGAGGUUUUGUUUUAAAUAAUCUCAUUUAACCUAGUUUGCUUUCAGGUUAAUUAUUUCUUCCAGGUAAAAAGUGGUUUCAUUGUGCAUUUAUCAUUAA
Molecule: messenger RNA, 2641 nt
Organism: Pseudopipra pipra
Lineage: Eukaryota; Metazoa; Chordata; Aves; Passeriformes; Pipridae
Gene: CCR9
Product: C-C motif chemokine receptor 9
Exons: 1
Coding region: 109-1365 (418 amino acids)
Biological process (GO): calcium-mediated signaling; cell chemotaxis; G protein-coupled receptor signaling pathway
Cellular component (GO): external side of plasma membrane; membrane
Molecular function (GO): scavenger receptor activity; C-C chemokine binding; C-C chemokine receptor activity
Source: RefSeq, a predicted model, not a curated record